This is a messenger RNA of Neltuma alba, 3610 nucleotides long. RefSeq names its product protein PHOX1. The transcript has 4 exons. NCBI's taxonomy places the organism in Eukaryota, Viridiplantae, Streptophyta, Magnoliopsida, Fabales, Fabaceae. The record is from RefSeq and is a predicted model, not a curated record. The coding region runs from base 713 to 3079 and encodes 788 amino acids. Gene Ontology annotation, molecular function: protein binding.
AGGAUUGGAAAAAUCUUUCAGUGUACAAAAGAACCAACACAACGUGGGUCGCUUUUCUUUUUCUUCCAUGCCUCACAUUACAUUCUCUUCCCCAGACUUUGUCUCGCUCAGUCCAUGUCUUGUCUCUGAGUUUUCUCGGUAAGUUUCAUGCUUCUCCUAGAUUUCAUCACAUAGAUAAGUUCUUCUGUCUUAUCAAAAUCUGGGUUUUCAUUUCUUCUGAUAUAAUCUUAGCGGGUUGUCAGGUUUGGAUAGUAAUACCUGUUCCCUUCGAAUUCAGUUUGGGAGCUGGUAAAUAAAGAAGAAAGAGAGAAAGUAUUCGGUUUGUGUUGUUCUUCUGUGUUGGGAUUUGAGAAAAGAAAAGGAAGAUCCUAAUUUGCAUUGACUGUGUUCUGAUUCUCUCAAACUUCAGCCAUUCUGAUUACAACCUAGUCGGUCUCACGAAGAAGACGUUUUCAAGAUUUCCAGCUGGUGAUUUUCCUUAUAAGUUCUUGCUAGGCUAUAUGCUAUCUUAUUAUUUUGUCUCUGAAGGACUUUUAUUGUAUUGUUGGGGUUUGGAUUUGUUAUUAUCUUGUGUAUGCACUUCAAUUGGAAACUAUCUUUCUUUCUUGUUUAUGGGAUUGACUUGAUUGAACAGUGAGUGUUGUGGUCUGAAGAGAAGUACAGCGUCAAUUUUUCUUGGUUAGGUUCUUUACUGUUCGAUUUUUGGGUCCAAAUGGGUAGCAAAAAGAAACAAGUUGGAGAAAAAUCAAGCGAUGGUAGUGGAAGUCAAAGCACAGUAGGAGAUAGCAGCUCCAAAACUUAUGAUAAAGAUACUGAGGUAUUUAUUUCCAUGUCUCAAGAGUUAAAGAGUGAAGGGAACAAGCUGUUCCAAAGGGGAGAUCUUGAAGGAGCCGUCUCAAAAUAUGGGAAAGCCAUUAAAUUGCUACCAAGAAAUCAUAUAGAUGUGUCUUGUCUGCGGAGCAAUUUGGCUGCAUGCUACAUGCAGUUGGGAAUCAGCGAGUACCCGAGGGCCAUUCGUGAAUGCGAUUUAGCCCUUGAAGUAACUCCAAAGUACAGUAAAGCCCUUUUGAAGAGGGCAAGGUGCUAUGAGGCCUUAAAUAGACUGGAUUUAGCUGUGAAAGAUGUUAGAACAGUACUGAAGAUGGAGCCAAACAAUACCAUGGCAUUGGAAAUUUCGGAGAAGGUGAAAAAUGCACUUGAAAAGAAGGGAUUAAAAGAAGAUGAUAUAGCAAUUGAGUUGCCUUCUGAUCAUACUAAACUUCCUUGUGUGCCUCCUGAAGGAGUAAAAGAGAAGAAGCGCAAGAAGAGCAAAAAGGUUGAGUUGGUGACUGCAGAUAAUGUAGGUAUUGAAAAGCCUGCUGAGGAGAAGUUGGAAGACAAGAAGGCGGAGGACAGUGUUGAGCAGAAGAAGGCUGUGAAAAAAUCCAAAGAGAAGUUGGAAGACUGUGUUGAGCAGAAGGAGACUGUGAAAAAAUCUGAAGAGAAGUUGGAAGACAAGAAGGCGGAAGAUAGUGUUGAGCAGAAGGAGGCUGUGAACAAAUCCAGAGAGAAGUUGGAAGAGAAGAAGGCAGAGGACAAUAUUGAGAAGAAGAAGGCUGUGAACAAAUCCAAAAAGAAAGUGGCCAAGGAAAAGAGUAACGAGAAGAAGGCUGAUAUAAAGGAGGUUAUUGAGGAAAAAUUUAAUGAUGGAAAGGAAGAUACAGCUAAGAAAACAGUGAAACUUGUUUUUGGGGAGGACAUUAGAUUUGCAGAAUUGCAAGUCAAUUGCAGCCUCCAGCAUCUAAGGGAAGUUAUCAGCGAUCGAUUUCCAAGCCUAGGAGCAGUUCUUGUCAAAUACAGAGAUCAAGAAGGUGAUUUAGUCACAAUCACUUCUGAUGAAGAAUUAAGAUGGGCUGAAAGAUCAGCAGGAUCAGAGAGUUCUAUACGCCUAUACAUAGUGGAUGCUGAUCCUAAGCAGGAUCCACUGUUUGAGAAAAUUAAUGAAAAGAAGGAGCAAAAGCCUGUUAUUAGUAAUGAACUUGAGAGUAGUUGUGUGGAAAAAGAAAAGGAAAUGAUUAGGCCAUCUUGCAUUGAGGAUUGGAUAAUCCAGUUUGCCCAACUGUUCAAGAACCAUGUUGGAAUCGAAUCUGACAGAUAUUUAGAUUUUCAUGAACUUGGAAUGAAACUCUAUUCUGAGGCUAUGGAGGAGACAGUUACUAGUGAAGAAGCACAAAGCCUGUUUGACAUGGCAGGAGCUAAGUUCCAGGAAAUGGCAGCUUUAGCAUUGUUCAACUGGGGAAAUGUUCACAUGUCCAGGGCAAGAAAAAAGGUGAAUUUCACAGAAGAAUCUUCUAAAGAGCACCUGCAUGAAGAGAUAAAAAAUUCAUAUGAAUGGGUGCAGGAAGAAUAUAAAAGAGCAGGAGAAAAAUAUGAAGCAGCCAUUAAAAUUAAACCCGAUUUUUAUGAAGGCUUCCUGGCGCUAGGGCAACGGCAGUUUGAGCAAGCAAAACUUUCUUGGUAUUAUGCAAUUAGCACAAUUGUUGACUUAGCAACAUGGCCCUCUACCGAAGUUCUUCAGCUUUACAACAAUGCUGAAGAAAACAUGGAGAAAGGAAUGCAGAUAUGGGAAGAAUCAGAAAAACGUUGCUUGAAUGAAGAUCCUAAAUCAAAGGAUAUCAAAUUCCUUUUACAGAAGAUGGGAUUGGAUUGCCUAUUGCAAAAUAUAUCAUCAGAAGAAAUAGCAGCUCAGGCAGCAAAUUUGAGGUCUCAAAUAAAUAUCCUUUGGGGUACCAUGUUGUAUGAGCGUUCAGUUAUGGAAUUCAAACUAGGGCUACCAGUAUGGCAUGAAUGUCUGGAAGUUGCAGUUGAGAAGUUUGAACUUGCUGGAGCUUCUCCAACAGAUAUAGCUGUAAUGUUGAAGAACCACUGUUCAAAUAACACUGCUGCUGAGGGUCUAGGAUUCAACAUUGAUGAAAUAGUCCAAGCAUGGAACGAGAUGUAUGAAGCUAGAAGGUGGCAGAGUCGGGUUUCAUCAUUUCAUUUGGAACCCUUAUUCAGAAGGCGAGCUUCAAAAAUUUAUCAUGCCUUGGAGCUUGCAUGAUUCGCUUUCUGUUCUCCAAGUUGAUGGAAAACGGCACAGCCAAUACUCACGUAGCUGCCUCGUGCUUGAAUUACUGUCUUUUCAUAGAAAGGAGACAGUUAAAUUUUCUUCAUUCUGGACGUUGGGUCCUGAACAUGUGGAGUCAUCUGCAACAUUUGUUUCCAGGUUUAUAUCUUGUUACUUGUAGGCGUUGAGUCAAUUUUAUGUUCAUAGAAAGGAGCUAUUCUUUGCGCUGCACAUAGGUGUUCCAUUUCCAAGAACAGAGUUCUCUGUCUUGCGUCAUUACACGUUGGGAAGAGUGGAGUUAUAGCAACUUAUAUUUGGUAUGUGUUUGGGAACACGUUCUCAAAAGGUUGCUCUUGUUUCCAAACACAGUUUUAGUUUUUGGUUUCUGCUUUACCUCAUAUUGCCUCCUGUUGGUGUGUCAGUUUUUAGUGAUCAGCAGUGACAUUAACUUUGUACCAAAAGCAGUUGAAGAGAAAGUGUUUGCGAGAUAUAUCCACUUGUACUGGAUCAUUUAAUUUCUUAUUA